AUGGCCGUACCCGUUUUCACCCAUGGAUUGGACCGGACUGAUUGGUAUUUAGGCUUCUCUCAAUCGAUCGGGACUGUCCAAUCUUUCCUUCAACUAAAUCAGUUGAGCGACUAUUCUGCACAAGAUAUUGGAUGGAUCACGGGCUUAGACACAGCUCUUUCGCUAUUAUGUGGCUUUCAGGUCGGCCCUUUGAUGGAUCGCUAUGGUCCUAGGCUUCUGGCGCCAGUUGCAGUUGGGCUCACCGUCGCAAAAUUCUUCCUUCUCUCCGAAUGUAAAAAUUACUGGCAGAUUUUUCUCUGCCUAGGUGUUCUGGGAGGCAUUGCCUCCGCGGUAGCCUCAACUGUCGCAAUAUCAGCAGUAGGCAAGCUGUUCAUCCGCCGUCGAGGCCUGGCAAUGGGUGCAGCGAUGGCUGGAGCUUCUUUGGGUGGCAUCACCUUUCCACUAGUCCUCCGCAGGGCUUUCCCGGCUUUGGGCUGGUCAUGGUCUAACCGGGUGAUGGGCUUCGUGAUUCUAGGUCUCAUGACUAUUGGCAUGGUUUUGCUUUUGCCUUUUCCAAAACUGAUCCUACCCUCAGCGGUGUCGUCGAAGAAGAAAUCAGCAGCACUCAACUUUGACGCUUUUCGGUCGGGGCCUUUCGUCUUCAUCACGCUCGGGUUCUUCUUGUAUGAGUUUUCCAUCACUGGAGUGGGCGUGCUGUUGCCAACUUUUGCGGUCAAGGCUGGCUUUCCAUCUGCGAUGGGUUAUACCUUGGUCUCAAUCCUCAACGGAUGUUCAUGCCUAGGCCGCCUACUGCCUGGACUUGCGGGUGACUAUGUAGGCCACUUCGACGUCAUGCUUUUCAUGACUUGUCUCUCAUUGAUCUUUACUGGAGCCUUAUUUGUCCCGUUCGGGGGCCAAUCGGCCGGAAUCCUCUACGCAUUUGCUGGUUUGUGGGGAUUUUGCACUGGCUCUUUCCUGUCAAUCCUUCCCGUGUGUGUGGGCAAGACUUGCGAUCCUAAAGAUUACGGAAGAUACUAUGGUACCAUGACAUUCUUUGUUAGUUUCAGUGCCCUCACGGCAAUUCCAGCAGGAGGUUCCCUUUUGGAAAAGGUGGGCUCAGUAGGGGCGUCGGGUCUGUAUCUUUCAACGGUUGCUCUGGGGGGCUUGAGCUUCUACACAGCCCGUUCCUUGUUGAUUGGGAAAUUUCUUGUUUUCAGAUCAAAUAUCUAG
This is a messenger RNA of Colletotrichum costaricense, 1209 nucleotides long. Its product is annotated as major facilitator superfamily transporter. The transcript is spliced from 3 exons. Gene Ontology annotation, cellular component: membrane. Gene Ontology annotation, biological process: transmembrane transport. Gene Ontology annotation, molecular function: transmembrane transporter activity. The record is from RefSeq and is a predicted model, not a curated record. Bases 1 to 1209 code for a protein of 402 amino acids. NCBI's taxonomy places the organism in Eukaryota, Fungi, Ascomycota, Sordariomycetes, Glomerellales, Glomerellaceae.